This is a messenger RNA of Penicilliopsis zonata CBS 506.65, 592 nucleotides long. RefSeq lists its product as hypothetical. Gene Ontology annotation, molecular function: structural constituent of ribosome. Gene Ontology annotation, cellular component: cytosolic large ribosomal subunit; ribosome. Gene Ontology annotation, biological process: translation; ribosomal large subunit assembly. The coding region runs from base 35 to 490 and encodes 151 amino acids. The record is from RefSeq and is a predicted model, not a curated record. The transcript has 4 exons. Lineage: Eukaryota; Fungi; Ascomycota; Eurotiomycetes; Eurotiales; Aspergillaceae.
GCGACAAUCACCACGAAAACGCCAAACGACAGCCAUGGCCCCCAAGGCAGACAACAAGCAAGGCAAGACCAGCAAGGCUGGCGCCGCUGCCAAGGCGGUCCGCGCAGGCCUUAACUCGAAGAAGGUCCGCAAGGUCCGUACUUCGACCACCUUCCACCGCCCCAAGACCCUCGAGCUCUCGCGGUCGCCCAAAUACCCCCGCAAGUCCAUCCCCCACGAGGCUCGCCUCGAUGCCCACAAGGUCGUCCUCUAUCCCCUCAACACCGAGAGCGCCAUGAAGAAGAUUGAGGAGAACAACACGCUGGUCUUCAUCGUGGACACCAAGGCCAACAAGCGCCAAAUCAAGCUGGCUCUUAAGAAGCUGUACGACGUUGACACCGUCAAGGUCAACACUCUGAUCAGACCCGAUGGUUUGAAGAAGGCCUUCGCUCGUCUGACCGCUGAUGUUGACGCUCUCGACAUUGCCGCUACUAAGCUGGCGAUUGUUUAAACGGUUCUUUUCCUUUUGGGGGGGGGGCUAGAUGGUUCUUGCGUGGUGAUUUUCUCAAAUAGCAGUCAUACAUCUGGCAGCAAAAGCUUAAAUGCAGGCUGA